Phasianus colchicus (ring-necked pheasant) is the source of this 637-nucleotide messenger RNA. RefSeq names its product presequence translocase associated motor 16 (gene PAM16). Gene Ontology annotation, biological process: protein import into mitochondrial matrix. NCBI's taxonomy places the organism in Eukaryota, Metazoa, Chordata, Aves, Galliformes, Phasianidae. Gene Ontology annotation, cellular component: TIM23 mitochondrial import inner membrane translocase complex. The record is from RefSeq and is a predicted model, not a curated record.
GCCUCUUUAGCGCGCAUGCGCGGCGCCCGCGGCCCGGACCUCCCCGCUCGGCGCUGCCGCCAGGGGGCGCCGUUGCCCGGCGGAGGGCGACGCUCCGCCCCGCGCCCUCCGCUCUCUGACCCCGCGCCCUUGCGGGGAGCGGAAGCGGCGGAGGGGACGAUGGUGAGCGGCGGGGCGGGGAUCGCUGCCAAGUACCUGGCGCAGAUCAUCCUGGUGGGGGCCCAAGUGGUCGGACGGGCCUUCAUGAGAGCGCUGCGCCAGGAGUUCGCAGCGAGCCGAGCUGCAGCAGAUGCACGGGGCCGCUCAGAGAGGCCUCAGUCCGCCGCCGCCUCCAGGAUCAUCGGCAUCAGCCUCCAGGAAGCUCAGCAGAUCCUCAACGUCUCCAAUCUCAACCCAGAGGAGAUCCAAAAGAACUACGACCAUUUAUUCAAGGUGAACGACAAGUCAGUGGGAGGCUCCUUCUACCUGCAGUCCAAGGUGGUGAGAGCCAAGGAGCGGCUGGACGAGGAGCUGCGCAUCCAGGCCAAGGACGAGAAAGAGAAAGGCUGGAAAGCCGAGACGUGACUCCUGUCACUCGUAUCCCUGCUUCCCUUUCCCUUAAGUUAUAGGUGGCCAAUAAACGCCGUGUCCUCCACCA